AUGAAGUUUUUUAUAGAUGAUUUACCGGUUCUCUUUCCUUAUCCAAAGAUUUAUCCUGAACAGUACCAGUACAUGUGUGAUAUUAAAAAAACUCUGGAUGCCGGAGGUAACAGUAUCUUAGAAAUGCCUUCAGGGACAGGGAAGACUGUCUCAUUAUUAUCUCUAUCGGUUGCAUAUCAGAUGCACUAUCCAGAACACAGGAAGAUCAUAUAUUGUUCCCGUACCAUGUCGGAAAUUGAGAAAACUUUGGUAGAAUUGGAAAAUUUGAUGGAUUAUAGAUCCCGUGAACUAGGCUACGUCGAGGAAUUCAGAGGACUUGGAUUAACGUCAAGAAAAAAUUUAUGUCUACAUCCCGUGGUGAGUAAAGAAAGGAAAGGUACAGUGGUGGAUGAAAAAUGUCGUCGCUUAACCAAUGGUGUCAACAAACGAAAGUUACAGGAAAAUCCUGAUGCUACCGAUGCUGAAUUAUGUGAAUACCAUGAAAACUUGUACGAUAUGGAGGUAGAGAAUUAUUUACCAAAGGGUGUCUUUUCAUUUGAAAAAUUGAUCAAAUAUGCUGAAGAAAAAACUAUCUGUCCAUAUUUUAUUGUACGUCGUAUGAUCUCAUUAUGUAAUAUCAUCGUCUAUUCAUAUCAUUAUCUGCUAGAUCCAAAAAUUGCUGAAAGAGUGUCGAAUGAAGUCUCUAAAGAUAGUAUUGUCAUUUUCGAUGAAGCUCACAAUAUCGAUAAUGUUUGUAUAGAGUCAUUGUCAUUAGACUUGACAAACGAUGUGCUUAGGAGAGCAACGAAGGGUGCCAAUGCAUUAGAAGGUAGGAUAGAAGAAGUACGUAAGGCUGAUUCAAAAAAAUUACAAGACGAAUAUGAUAAACUAGUUCAAGGUUUACAUGCUGAUGAUAUCCUGACUGUUGCUGAAGAACCCUUUGUUGAAACUCCUGUAUUAUCGCAAGAUCUGUUGAAGGAGGCAAUUCCUGGUAAUAUAAGAAGGGCCGAACAUUUUAUCUCGUUCUUAAAGAGACUUAUAGAGUAUCUGAAAACGAGAAUGAAGGUCUUGCAUGUGAUCUCAGAAACGCCAAAAUCUUUUCUUCAGCAUUUGAAACAGUUGACUUUUAUUGAUAGGAAACCAUUGAGAUUCUGUUCAGAACGUCUCUCUUUACUGGUUAGAACAUUGGAAGUGACCGAGGUGGAAGAUUUCACGGCUCUGAAAGAUAUUGCAACUUUUGCAACAUUAAUUUCUACUUAUGAAGAUGGUUUCACCUUAAUUAUCGAGCCAUAUGAAAUUGAAAAUGCUGCGGUUCCUAAUCCUAUAAUGAGAUUUUCCUGUCUUGAUGCAUCAAUUGCAAUAAAACCGGUAUUUGAAAAGUUUUCCUCCGUAAUUAUUACCUCAGGAACUAUAUCACCUUUAGAUAUGUAUCCAAGAAUGUUAAAUUUCGAAACAAUCCUUCAAAAAUCUUACUCAAUGACACUAGAUAAAAAAUCAUUUUUACCCAUGAUUAUCACAAAAGGGUCAGAUCAAGUGGCCAUUUCUUCCAGAUUUGAAAUCAGAAAUGAUCCAAGUAUUGUUCGUAAUUACGGUUCUAUGCUGGUGGAAUUUGCAAAGAUUACUCCAGACGGGAUGGUGGUCUUUUUCCCCUCAUAUCUGUAUAUGGAGAGUAUUGUUUCGAUGUGGCAAACAAUGGGUAUAUUAGACGAAGUAUGGAAGCACAAACUGAUUUUGGUCGAAACACCGGAUGCUCAAGAAACGUCCCUAGCUUUGGAGACAUAUAGAAAAGCUUGUUCCAAUGGUAGAGGUGCCAUACUUUUAUCUGUUGCCAGAGGAAAAGUUUCUGAAGGUAUCGAUUUUGAUCAUCAUUACGGUAGAACUGUGCUGAUGAUCGGUAUCCCUUUCCAAUAUACGGAAUCACGUAUCCUAAAAGCUCGUUUAGAGUUUUUAAGAGAAAACUAUCAAAUCAGAGAAAAUGAUUUCCUGUCGUUCGAUGCAAUGAGACAUGCUGCACAAUGUUUGGGUAGAGUCUUGAGAGGUAAAGAUGAUUAUGGGGUAAUGGUGUUGGCAGAUCGUAGAUUUUCAAGGAAGAAAAAUCAACUACCAAAAUGGAUUGCACAGGGUCUAUCAGACGCAGAUUUGAAUCUCUCGACUGAUAUGGCUAUUUCAAAUACAAAACAGUUUUUAAGAACAAUGGCCCAACCAACAAAUCCAAAGGAUCAGGAAGGUGUAUCUGUUUGGAGUUUAGAUGAUUUGACUAAGUUUCAACAAAGCCAUCAACAAAAGACGAACAAUGGCAAUCAGAUGGCUAAUAUUGACAAGGAAAAUGUUGAUCAAGAGGGUGACACUGUGAUGGGUUAA
Molecule: messenger RNA, 2340 nt
Organism: Kazachstania africana CBS 2517
Lineage: Eukaryota; Fungi; Ascomycota; Saccharomycetes; Saccharomycetales; Saccharomycetaceae
Gene: RAD3
Product: TFIIH/NER complex ATP-dependent 5'-3' DNA helicase subunit RAD3
Exons: 1
Coding region: 1-2340 (779 amino acids)
Biological process (GO): positive regulation of mitotic recombination; transcription by RNA polymerase II; nucleotide-excision repair
Cellular component (GO): nucleus
Molecular function (GO): ATP binding; DNA helicase activity; hydrolase activity, acting on acid anhydrides, in phosphorus-containing anhydrides
Source: RefSeq, a predicted model, not a curated record